UUUAUUUUCACGCUUUCUUCCUCAGAUAUGCUGCUGCAGAACCCUGUUUAAUUUCCUUCUUCUUCUAUUUUUUUAUUCACAUUCUCUUCCUCAGAUAUGCUGUUGCAGAACCCUGUUUAAUUUCCUUCUUCUUCUUUUUUUAUUCACAUUCUCUUCCUCAGAUAUGCUGCUGUAGAACCCUGUUUAAUUUUCUUCUCUUUUUUUAACUCACAUUCUCUUCCUCAGAUAUGCUGCUGUAGAAGCCUGUUAAAUUUUCUUCUUUUUUUUAACUCACAUUCUCUUCCUUAGAUAUGCUGCCGCAGAACCCUGUUUGAUUGAGUCUCAACGUUCUCAUAUGUGACGUCACUCGCUUGAUCGCUGCCCCGCGAGAGCACAGAGAGAGCAGCGAUAGCACUCUGCUGUUGUUGGUGCUCUUUCUCGGGCACAGAACGGGAUUGUAGUCUUCGUCCAUGCGGUUUAUUAAACUCCUUCCUCAGUGAAAAUUAAUGCACUGGGGGUGCAUGGUUGCCGACUCCAAAAUAGCGGCCACACUGAAACGUCAGCUCCAAUCAAGAGGACCUGGCUGCAGACGGCUGGAGAUGAAGAUUCUCUGGGUGAUUCUAGUGGCUUUCUCAGGACUAAUGGAGACCAUGUCAGUACGUUUGAAACUAGUUGGAGCAGCUGCUCCUCUUGUUGCUGAAGCUGGAGAAGAUCUGGUUCUGCCCUGUUCUCUCCAGCCCAGCAUCAGUGCUGAGGAUAUGAUGGUGGAGUGGUUCAGACUGCAUGAGACAGACACACUAGUUCACCUGUAUGAAGAUUUUGAAGACAGAAAUGGAGAUCAGAUGGAGUCUUACAGAGGGAGAACAGCUCUGUUUAAAGAAGAACUGAAGAAAGGAAACGCCUCACUGAUACUCUCAGCUCUCCAACCUUCUGAUGAUGGAGCUUUCAAAUGUUUGAUUAGAUCAUUUGGCUGGUAUGAUGAUGUGACUCUGUAUGUUGAAGUUAAAGGAAAAGGAUUUCAUGGUUGGAAGAUUGCCAGUAUCUGCAUUUUUGUUUUUGCUGUUAUUUUAACUGCCUUUAUAGCAUACAUCUUAAAAGAUAAAUACUCUGAAAAGCAGCUCUCUCCUAUACAGUGCUCAGUUAUAACCUACAUGCGUCUCCACGCCGAGAAUCCCCGCAAAGAGCUGAACCUGAGGAAAUUCAGAACAACAGACAAAGGAUACAGGAGACUCAUUCCAGCUAUCACAAACUGCAGGAAGGCUCAAUUAGCUGGCUGCAAUCUCACUGAGAAGUCUAUUGAAACCUUAAGUACAGCUCUACAGUCAGAAAACUCUGCCCUGAAAGAGCUGGACCUCAGUAACAACAACCUGCAGGGAUCAAAGAUGGAGAAACUCUCUGCUGCAUUAAAGAGUUCAAACUGUAAACUGGAGAUACUCAGAUUAUCUGCCUGUAAACUCAGUAAACACUCAUUUGAGAAUCUGCAGUCAGUUUUGCAAUCAGAAAACUCCUCACUGAAAGAGCUGGACCUCACUAACAACAACCUAGAGGAUUCAGGAAUGGAGAAACUCUCUGCUGGACUGAAGAGUUCACACUGUAAACUGGAGAUACUCAGACUUGUUACGUGUAAACUCAGUAAACAGUCCAUUGAGACUCUUCAGUCAGUUUUACAAUCAGAAAACAACUCUCUGAAAGAGCUGGACCUCAGUAAUAAUGAUCUGCAGGAUUCCAUAGAGAAACUCUCUGCUGGACUCAAGAGUUCACACUGUAAACUGGAAACUUUCAGACUAGCUUUGUGUAAUCUUGGGGAACAGACCUGUGACAGUCUGGGAUCAGUUUUAAAACUAGAAACCUCCCUGAAAGUGCUGGAUCUCAGUAAUAAUGACCUGCAGGAUUCAGGAGUGGAGAAACUCUGUUCUGGACUGAAGAGUUCACACUGUAAACUGGAGACACUCAGGUUAUCUGGUUGUAUGAUCACAGAGAAAGGAUGUUCAUCUCUGGCUUCAUCUUUGAGCUUAAACCUGAAAGAACUGGAUCUGACCUACAAUAACCCAGGAGACUCUGGAGUAAAGGAGCUCUCUGUAAAAAUGAAGGAUCCACACUGCAAACUCAGCACACUCAGGGUGGAGCAUGGAGGAAUUAUCAGAAUGAAAACAGGACUAAAGAAAUACGGCUGUGAUCUCACACUGGAUCCAAACACAGCGCACCCAGUUCUCACUCUGAGUGAAGAAAACAGGAGAGUGGAGUGUGGAGUGAGGCAGCCGUAUCCUGAUCAUCCAGAGAGAUUUGAUGAGUGGUGUCAGGUUCUGAGUAGAGAGAGAGUUACUGGACGCUGUUACUGGGAGGCAGAGUUCAGCAGAGGAGGAGCUGUUGUAGCUCUGAGUUAUAAAACCAUCAGCAGGAAAGGACGAGGUUCAGACUCAGGGUUUGGAGGGAAUGAAAAGUCCUGGAGUCUGGAGAUCGAUAAUAACAGAUACUUUAUUCAUGACAAUAAAAACAGUUACUCUGUUCUUCACAAUGAUAACAGAACUGCUCUCCCUCCUCCUCCCUCUCCCUCUUUCACAGUAGGAGUGUAUGUGGACUGUCCUGCCGGCACUCUGUCCUUCUACACUAUCUCCUAUCAUACACACACACCCUCCUCACACACACCUUCACACACACACCCACACACACACCCUCACACACACACACACCUACACACAUUCUACACCACAUUCACUGAAGCGCUCUAUGCUGGGUUUGAUGUUUGGGGUUCUUUACGUAUCUGCGAUAUAGAAUAAACUUAUUUGACACUAGUAAUUUACUUUGGAAAACUCCCCGUUACUGAGUAAAAAAUAAAAUGCUGGGGAAAAAAAUAAGUAAACCAAUACAGAACACGAUUUGUUCCAUAUUUCCAUAAACGUCCAAUCCACAUGUCUGACACUCACAUCCACCCUAAACCCCUCCUCCCUCCGCUCCUCUCUUCUGUGUGCUGCUGCUGGUACCUUUUUAAGUCUCCACCACAGACAGU
Astyanax mexicanus (Mexican tetra) is the source of this 2986-nucleotide messenger RNA. Its product is annotated as ribonuclease inhibitor-like. NCBI's taxonomy places the organism in Eukaryota, Metazoa, Chordata, Actinopteri, Characiformes, Acestrorhamphidae. Gene Ontology annotation, molecular function: protein binding. The coding region runs from base 486 to 2756 and encodes 756 amino acids. The transcript has 13 exons. The record is from RefSeq and is a predicted model, not a curated record.